AUGUCACCAUCUACAUCACCGACACAGGAGCUGUCAAUAUACGACAAGCAUGAACAACAGAUCUCUUCAAAAAUCAAUGACCUACGUCACAUACUCCAAACGAAAUUCCACAUUACUUUGAAUGAGUUUCUUUUCCUAUCGUCAUUCAUAUUCAACUUCUUACUAUCGCGAUUGAUCCAUUAUUCAUCACCCCAGGAAGAAGUGUACAACUAUUACAACAAUAAACAUAACUUUUUCAAUACAGUGUUUGUCAAACGCGGAUGGGGAUGGACCACUUUUGUUCUUAUUGUAUUUUAUGCCGUCAUUAUCAUUCCCAAAUUAUUGGCCAGAAGUAAUAGCUCCAACACCCAACGAGAAAAGAGAGUCGAAUUCUUAUUUAAAGCAGUGGUGAGGUAUGUAUUAGUUACAUUCUGGUGGAUCUUGUUUACUCAAUGGUGUUUUGGAUUACCGAUAAUGGACAAGAUCUUUGUCCUUACCGGAGGUGUUUGUACUCUUGAACCCAACCCAGCAACUGCUCAAACAACACCACCUCCAACUAUAGCCAACCACCAAUUAGGCCAACAUUUUAUCCAAGAUUUAGAGACGUUGGUGUGGAAAAGCAAUCAUGUGUCUUCGUACCAUUGUCGCAAAUUCAAAGGAUCGUGGAUGGGAGGGUACGAUCCCAGUGGACAUGUAUUUUUAAUGAUUCAUUCGUCGAUUUAUUUAUAUUUCGAAACUGCUGCUUGGUUCAAUUGGGACGAAUUAAGCGCUUUUGUGCGCCAGUUGAAACAAAAUAUAAUUGAACCAAGAUCUUUGCUAGUCAAUAGGAAUCAGUUUUUGCGAGGAUUAGCUCAAGUUGUGUUGAUUGGAUUGGUUGCAUUGUGGUGGUUUAUGUUGCUAAUGACUAAUGUUUAUUUCCAUUCUAUUGUUGAGAAAUUGUCGGGUUUGGCAUUUGGAUAUUUCGGCGUCCUUGUCGUUUAUGUGUUGCCGAGGUGGUUUGUAAAUUGA
Messenger RNA from Lodderomyces margitis, 987 nucleotides. RefSeq lists its product as uncharacterized. Bases 1 to 987 code for a protein of 328 amino acids. Gene Ontology annotation, cellular component: endoplasmic reticulum membrane. The transcript has a single exon. NCBI's taxonomy places the organism in Eukaryota, Fungi, Ascomycota, Pichiomycetes, Serinales, Debaryomycetaceae. The record is from RefSeq and is a predicted model, not a curated record. Gene Ontology annotation, biological process: phospholipid biosynthetic process; lipid storage; lipid droplet organization.